CCUAAGAAGUCUUGCCCUUCUAAACGUCGUCUCUUCUUCGUUUGUCUCGCUCAUCAUUGGGGAAUUUCAAGAGAUACCCAUGUAAUGCAAUGUAACAACGACAAAUAUGCUUGGGGAGCUGACCUCUUGAUUUGUGGGGAUAGUUUGUAACAUGAUGGAAACGGGUGGCACAGGAUCUACCCAGAAAAAAAUGAAAAUGGGAUGCUCAACUCCAGACAUAAUCAGUAAUCUUCCAUGCAAUGUCCUAGAAAAAAUCUUGGUAUGUUUGACUAUACAGGAUGCAGCAAGGACAAGUGUUUUGUCAAGGAAAUGGAGGUAUAGGUGGACCACACUUCCCCAACUUGUAUUUAAUGAUCAGUUUUGCAGAGGAUCAGUAGUGAGGGCAACGACAGAUAGACUUAUGAUGACUCUUUAUAAAGUUCUGCUACACCAUCAGGGACCAUUACUGAAGUUCACUCUCUCCUUAGCAGAAUUGAAAAGCUGUCCUGAAAUUGACCAAUUUAUAUAUUUUGUGUCCAAGAAUGGCAUCAGAGUAUUCAAACUUCACAUUUGGAAGGGUGUACCUUACAAAUUGCCAUCAACUCUAUUUUCGUGCCUACAACUUGAGCGUUUGAGUCUCCAUUCUUGUGUGUUUAAACCUCCUCCCGGGUUUAAAGGAUUUACAAGACUUGUUUCCCUUGAGCUUAGCUAUGUUUUAAUUGCUUGCGACGUACUCUCAAGUUUGAUCUCAAGUUGCCUGCUACUUGAACGGCUGAAACUUCGUAGCUCCAGUACUAGUUUGAAUUACCUUGGGAUUUUUGCUCCUAAUCUUAAAUACCUAUCGAUUGAAGGACUUUUCAGAUCUAUUUGCAUCAGAGUUCAUGAUGAUGCGUCUGUCUCAGUAGCUUUGAAAGGAUCGAGGAAUCGUUUAGGAUUUAAUGAAGGAGAAAUAUCCAACUCCGUCAUGCUUCUUCGUAGUUUACCGGUGGUUGAGUUUCUGGUAUUAGACUAUUCUUUUUUGCAGUGCAUGGCUGCUAAUGGCGUGCGAGAAAGGCUUCCUACUACUUUGAACAACCUUUUUUCUCUUCAGUUGCAUAAUAUAUCUUUUGGAGAGCCAGAUGAGGUCUCCACUGUUCUUUACUUUAUCAGAAGCUCCCCAAACUUGCAACUACUUGAUAUUCGUGCAUUCCACAGUGCAACUGCCGCUAUUGAUCCUGUUGUAGAACUUUAUGACUUGGAAGGCUGGUCGGAUGUCUCCGUAAAUAAGCUUUACUUUGUGUGGAUGGGAGAGGUGUCUGGCACAAAGGUUGAAAUGGAGUUCAUUAGGCUUCUGUUAGCCAAAUCUCCAAUACUGAAGACCAUGCAUAUGAAGCUGAAGUCGAAGGAGGUUGCUGAAAGAUUGAGGAUUGUGGAAGAGUUCACAGGAUUUCGACGUGCGUCAGCUCAAGCAGUAAUCACUUUCUCAAAGUAAAGGCAUACGAAGACCAAGUUCAACAGCUUAACUCCUAGAGCUACUUUCGUUUUGGUUGGCUUUUAUGGAUUCUCGUGUUUAGCUGGAUGUUUGCUGCUCACUUUUUGAACUUUGGACUUGGUACUCUUUUGGAACCUUCCUGCUCAUGGAAAUUGUUGGCUAAUGUAAUGAAGGUCUUUCCUGUGCUUUAUUUU
Rhododendron vialii is the source of this 1644-nucleotide messenger RNA. Its product is annotated as F-box/FBD/LRR-repeat protein At1g13570-like. The record is from RefSeq and is a predicted model, not a curated record. NCBI's taxonomy places the organism in Eukaryota, Viridiplantae, Streptophyta, Magnoliopsida, Ericales, Ericaceae. The transcript has 4 exons. Gene Ontology annotation, molecular function: protein binding. The coding region runs from base 152 to 1450 and encodes 432 amino acids.